This is a messenger RNA of Carassius gibelio (silver crucian carp), 5712 nucleotides long. RefSeq names its product F-box/LRR-repeat protein 20. Gene Ontology annotation, cellular component: SCF ubiquitin ligase complex. The record is from RefSeq and is a predicted model, not a curated record. The transcript has 15 exons. NCBI's taxonomy places the organism in Eukaryota, Metazoa, Chordata, Actinopteri, Cypriniformes, Cyprinidae. Gene Ontology annotation, molecular function: protein binding. Gene Ontology annotation, biological process: SCF-dependent proteasomal ubiquitin-dependent protein catabolic process. The coding region runs from base 227 to 1537 and encodes 436 amino acids.
GAAGGUAAAGGGGAGGGGGUGAUCCGCAACAACACGAGAUAAGCUUGAUUCGUUCAUACUUCAACCACUGGGGCUCUGCUGCAUCUUCGCCGUAUACCAAUCGCGAGGAAAUUAAGCGAAAACACGGCAUGAGCUCGACGGAAACCAGCGGCACCGACGCAUCUGCCUCCUUUUAAUAACCGGACGCGCGUUUCCUCUCCGGUCGACCGACUGUACCGUGUUCAGGAUGGGCAAAGAGGUGAACGGCGUCUCUCGGAGUCGCUUCGAGAUGUUCUCCAAUAAUGACGAGGCUGUUAUCAACAAGAAGCUGCCGAAGGAACUGUUGUUACGAAUUUUCUCAUUUCUGGAUGUAGUCACACUUUGCCGCUGCGCACAAGUCUCCCGAUCAUGGAACGUGUUAGCCCUGGAUGGCAGUAACUGGCAGCGCAUUGACCUCUUUGACUUCCAGAGAGACAUUGAGGGCCGUGUGGUGGAGAACAUCUCAAAACGGUGUGGAGGCUUCCUAAGGAAGUUAAGUCUUCGAGGAUGUCUGGGGGUCGGAGACAGCGCUCUCAGAACGUUUGCCCAGAACUGCAGAAAUAUAGAGCUGCUCAGCCUCAACGGCUGCACCAAGAUCACUGACAGUACCUGUAACAGCUUGAGUAAAUUUUGUCCCAAACUGAAGCACCUGGAUCUUGCCUCCUGCACCUCGAUCACAAACCUGUCCCUCAAAGCUCUGAGCGAGGGCUGUCCAUUGCUAGAGCAGCUGAACAUCUCGUGGUGUGAUCAGGUGACCAAAGAUGGCAUACAAGCGCUUGUGAGAUGCUGUCCAGGACUCAAAGGGCUGUUCCUCAAGGGCUGCACACAGUUGGAUGAUGAAGCACUUCAGCAUAUUGGAGCACACUGUCCAGAGCUGGUCACACUCAAUUUGCAGACGUGUUCACAGAUCACAGAUGAAGGUCUCAUAACCAUCUGUCGCGGGUGCCAUCGGCUGCAGUCUUUAUGUGUGUCCGGCUGCGCAAACAUCACAGACGCUAUUCUCAAUGCCUUGGGCCAAAACUGCCCUCGCCUCAGAAUAUUAGAGAUGGCUCGCUGCUCUCAGCUUACAGAUGUAGGCUUCACCUCACUAGCGCGGAAUUGUCAUGAAUUAGAAAAGAUGGAUUUAGAAGAGUGUGUACAGAUUACAGAUGGAACGCUCAUCCAGCUAUCUCUACACUGCCCUCGACUGCAGGUUCUGAGUUUGUCUCACUGUGAGCUCAUCACUGAUGAUGGCAUCAGGCAGCUGGGCAGCGGACCCUGCGCUCACGACCGACUGGAGGUGAUCGAGCUCGACAACUGCCCGCUCAUUACAGACGCGUCUUUAGAGCAUCUGAAGACCUGUCACAGCCUGGACCGCAUCGAGCUGUACGACUGUCAACAGAUCACCCGUGCCGGCAUCAAGCGCUUGAGGACUCACUUGCCCAACAUUAAAGUCCACGCCUACUUUGCACCCGUGACUCCGCCUCCAUCGGUGGGCGGGAGCCGCCAGAGAUUCUGUCGCUGCUGUAUCCUUCUAUGAUGUAAAACGGACUGUGCAUCUUGACCUCUCAGCCCCCGAUCUACCUAGAGCACAUGCUGGUGGGUCCCUGGGUCAGAUCGGAUGGGAGUGACGGAGAGACAAACCCCACACCCACUCAUGAGCUUUAAUCAACACUACAGUCCAUUCAGUGGCUUUAUACAAGACUUGUAUGGUAAUUAAAGUGGAUGAUUUGGGGAAUGUGCUACUUUGCUCAUCACAAACUAUUAGGAGAAGAGAACAGUGGGGCUUUUAUGAGAAAUAUACGGCCACUACAAAACUUCAUUGUGGUUACGCAGUCGCUGAUGUUCCUUGUUUUGGGAUGGACCACCUCAGUUUGAUUCAAGAUUAUGGUAGACAGGAGACGAUCAUACAGUAACCAGCUCAUGGAUUCAUGCCUCAUCUGUAACACACAGUAACGGUGGUCUUUAACCUGUGAGCCCCUGAGGAGCCCAGCUUUGAACACACAUUCAGACACAUCUCUCACAUACACACACACACACACACACACACACACAGAUCGUCUGUGUUGCUCUCAGUGGCUUUGUUAAACUUAGAGCAGAGACUGAAUAUUCUCAAAGCAUGAUUGUCUUCCGAGUCUUUUCUUCAAAUAAGUCUUUACAUGAAAAUCUCUUUCGGAAGGGGUCUGAGUUUCAGCCGGCCGGGUGGAGAAGCAGGGGCAGAUGUGAGGUUAAAGUAAAUGAGGUGAGAGGGAAAACGGGAACUGUAUUGAGCUGAUGAGUGUGUGUCACGCAUGAGAUUACAGCAUCUUGUGUGUGUGUGUGUGAGUGAAAAUCUGUCAUUCAUGAUCAUGGAGAGAACGGCAGUGGGCUUCAUUCACGAAACAAGCAGAAUGAAUUUCUCUCAUAAAUCCAUUAGUUCACCUAUGAGCACUUUUGGCCUUGUGGUCUUUAAGAAAAGAAAUGCCCUUGAAACACACUUUUUUUUUUGUUUUGUUUUUCACGUUCAUGAUUUAAUUGAAAUGCAUUAAAUGUAAUUGAAUACAAAAUGUAAUAAUGAUUUAAUGAAUGAUUUUCAUAGUUUUUAAAUAUCAAAAUAUCUAUAAAUGUAAAUAAAAGACAUUAGUAGAUGAAAACAAACUGUGAAGGCCGGAUAUUAAAGCUGUAAAGACCAUUUUAAAUAUGCCAGUGAGAUAUAGAAGUCUGACAGGUUUAAGCAAACGGAAAUGUCUGAAGGAAUGUUGUUACACAGAAAUGAAUUUGGUCUUGUGUUUCAUGAAUGAUGCCGGAGGUGUUCGCAUCUGUUUUUUCCCAUCAGUUUCUGUAAACAGAUUUCCUCAUUGAAAUGAGUUGCAAAUUACGUCAAAUAUUUCAGUAGGGCUUCAUGGGAGGAGAUGUGGUGGCCUAAUAGCUUUAAAUUUUUCAGAUAAUUAUAAUACUUGAUGAAAACUGCAAUUACAUUAAGCCACUUUCAGUUUCUUCAAAAAGUACUCCCACUAGUACACUUCAGACCGAGAGCCCAGCGGCUAGGAUUAACACUGAACACAUCUGGUUUCUGUCACACACUUUCGUAGAAAGUAUUUCAGCAGAUCGGAGUUAUAAAUGCAAUAAAAGCCGUAUUUUGACGUAGGUUUUCAGUAGGUUGUGAUGGUAUGAGACGUGUAGAUGUCAUCAGGUGCUUUGUCUUUUUCUUUGCUAAUGUUCCGUCAGGUUUAUUCUACACCUUCUAUUCAUUCUGUCCUUGUGGUUUCUGCUCUCGACUUUGUCCGCUGCACAUAAGGCACAUCCUAACUUGCAAUCAGAGAUCUGUUUUUUUGACCUUGAUGUGAUCAUUUUUAGUGUGUUUUGUGACACACUUCUGUGAUUUUACUGCCACUUUUAAAGUGACUGAAGUGACAGGUUUAAGACAAUCAGAGAUCAACAAAAUGAUUUUAGAGCUAAACAAAGGUGAAUUCUGAUUCACAUAAAACAAACUUCACAGAGACAAAUUGCAGCCCAAGUGCACAAAAACCAAUUCUCUGCUUUCUCCAGGCAUGCAUUCAAUUUCAGGAAGUAUUUACAUUAACAACACCUGAGUCAUUUUGGAGAAAUAAGGCCACUUCCUCCAUUCCAACGGUUCCGGUCUAAUAGCCAUGGAAUUUGUCAAUAUCAUUUCAAGGUCAUAUUUCAUUCUUCAAAAAGUAGGGGUUUUAUGUUGUCCAUAAAGAAAUGAAGCUUAUUUUAAGAGAAAUAUGAUUUCUGCAUUGUGAAUUGUUUGUCCAUACAGUUAAGGAAACUCAAUUAUAAUUAUACACUUGGAUUAAUUGGGUAUUCUUGAUGAAAAUGGCCUUACAAAGAGUUUAGGGUGAAAUGUGGCUUUGAAAAGUUAAGGUGAAAGUGAUAGUCCACCCAAAAAUGGAAAUUGUCAUCUUUUACUCGCCCUCAGUUUGUUUCAAAUCUGAGUUUCUUUCUUUCUUGUUGAACAAAAAAGAAGAGACUUUGAAGAAUGUUGGUAACCAAGCGGCUGGUAGCCAAUGAACUCAUUUUGAACUUGGUGGCUACCGUCAGCUGUUCAGUUACCAGUGUUCUUCAAGGGAUCAUCUUUGGAGAUUAAGAGAUGAAAAACGGUUAGAGGGGUGAAUGAUGACUGUGUACUAUCACGUUCGCACAUCGCUGACAUCCUGUACAUGCCGUUUACACAUGACUAGCUGUCACACUUUGCUUUGUGGAAUGCCACUUGGGAAGUUUGUAAACUAAUGAAACCGUUCAGUUCGUUACUAAAAACAUGAUCUUAUCACAAUCUCAACAAAGUUUAGGACCGUGCCGAGAUGUUCUAUUCUUCUUCCUGCCAAUAAGAUAAGAGCCAACAGCAAUGCUUAGUCACUUUUAGAUUUCCUCACCAGCUCCAGUGUCCCUUCCUCACAUUUGUCUUUUAUUAAUAUUGCAGUUAAGUGAGAAAGUGAAUCCCAAACAGUUGCACAAAGUCAAAAUAUGACCUGUGUACCCCCCAUAAUACAAGUAUUGUCAUUUUAAACUGUAUAGUGUUACAGAGUUCACCAUACCGGCAAGGCCUCAAAACAUUAACAUAAUUUCUUUAUAGUCAACAAUACCCUAAAUCUUAAUCAUCAAUGCAGUUUGUUUCACGUUAUGUUUAAAAAAAGGCCUGGCCCUUGUUCCUGCAUUUGGCUGUUUUAUUGGAUUUAUCCUCAUCUUUGAUGCCCAAUAAGUUCUGUCCUUUUCUUUUCCAUCUAUUUUACAUUCUCAUACACACACACACACACACACACCACACACACACUCUCAAUCAACAUAGUUACCGGUGCACUUAUUUUCAAUGAGUGUGUUGAAGUCUGAUUUUAAGACACCUAGACAAAUGUACAAAUCUGGGGGUCACAGUUUGAGAGGAUAAAAUAUGUGAUCAGGGCGACGUGGACAUGAACUCUGAUUGAUGUUGGUCCUUGGGGAUUGAAACCUUCACAAAGACUGUAUUAUAUAUAUAUAUAUAUAUAAAAAAAAGAUAUAUAUAUAUAUAUAUAUAUAUAUAUAUAUAUAUAUAUAAAAUUAACCAAUAUAAAUGGAUAUGGCAGUAUGAAUAAAUAUAUAACUAUAUAUUAUUAAGAGCUGUGUGAACUUCUGUUAUUGUUUGGCCGGAUGCUUGUCACUUUUUCACAAGGUUGACAUGGAGGUUCAGAGACAAUGAAAUAGUUUUUAAAGUGAUCUUCAUAUUUAUGAGCAUACAUACCAAGUAGUAUAUUAUUCUGUUAAGAAUAAUAAUUAUAGGGGGAAAUGAAUCCACCUUACAAACAAUCUAAAGCAGUGUAUGAUUUACCUCCAGUGCUUUGCUUCUCCAAAAGAGGGCAGUAAACGCUCUUCCUGAAGUAAAAGCCCAACUCUCUUUACACCUCAAUGAUAAAGUGCUGACUCAUGCAAGCGGAUGAACCACACCUUGGGGAUUUUUAUGACACAAACAAUGCACUGGUUUGACCUGGAUCAAAGCAGCAAGUAAAAAACUGAUGUGUAUCGGAGUCUAUUUUUAUGUUGGUAUGAUAAACCGAGAUCAUGAGUAAAAUGACGUGUGUUUGAUGAGGGAAACUAAAAUGUGAUGUUAUACUGAAAAAUACAAGCCCUCAUAACAGACAUAAACGUGAAAACAAAUAAACCGUACAAGAAUACGUUUUGCAAUAUUAUUGAUUUUACAUUAUUUCGUUGAGCAGAAGAGACUUAUUACUAACAUCUUUA